GCAUACACCCAUCAGCUGUUUUUGUUUUGCUGUGUGGAUGUUGAAAGUUAAUAACGCAAUAACAACAGUGUCGGAGGAGUGAAACGGCUUGUUAAGGAGGUGUUAUUGUUAUCCUGUUCAGUUUCGGGAUAGGUCACUCGGUGUGUGAUGUAUGCCACUUGAGCCAGCCUGCCCGGACAUUGCUCUCCCUGAAGAGUGUGAGCGUGGCGUUUGGAGUCGGGGAGCAGAGGAGGGGAAGCGGGUUCCGGCGGGGAUCGACCCGAGCCCAAAGGCCUCCGACCUCAACCAGCUAGAGGAGAAGGGAUUUGGCAGCUCGAAUGGAGUCUCGGGACGCACCGAACGACCCCGAAGCGCAACGAGGCUUCAUCUGUGCCUCGUUUAACCAGGACACCACGUCUCUGUCAGUGGGCACCAAGACUGGCUACCGGCUCUUCUCAGUCACAGCUGUGGACAAACUGGACUGCAUCCACGAGGGAGUGGAGUGUACAGAUGUGUAUAUUGUGGAGCGGCUGUUCUCCAGCAGUCUGGUGGUGGUGGUCAGUCUGUCCAUGCCACGGCGAAUGAACGUCUACCAUUUCAAGAAAGGAACAGAGAUUUGUAACUACAGCUACUCCAACAACAUCCUCUCCGUCAGGCUCAACAGACAGCGGCUGGUGGUUUGCCUGGAGGAGUCAAUCUACAUCCACAAUAUCAAAGACAUGAAACUACUCAAGACUCUGCUCAACACACCCACCAACCCUUCAGGUCUCUGCGCUCUUUCUGUCAACCACAGUAACUCCUACCUGGCGUACCCUGGCAGCACCACCAUCGGAGAGAUCACCGUCUACGAUGCCAACAACCUGAGCUCUCUGACGCUCAUCCAAGCCCAUGACAGUCCCCUGGCAGCCCUCACCUUCAACUCCUCUGGUACCAAACUGGCCAGCGCUUCAGAGAAGGGCACAGUUAUCAGAGUCUUCAGUGUUCCUGAAGGGCAGAAACUGUUUGAAUUCCGUCGAGGGAUGAAGAGAUACGUUAGUAUCAGUUCAUUGUCCUUUAGUGCAGAUGCCCAGUUCCUGUGUGCCUCCAGCAACACUGAGACGGUCCAUAUCUUUAAACUGGAGCAGCACAGCCCCAGUCAAGAGGAGGAGUCUCCUACAUGGUCAGCGUAUGUGGGCAAAAUGUUCACUGCAGCCAGCACUUACUUGCCUACCCAGGUAUCCGACAUGAUGCAUCAGGACAGAGCCUUCGCCACGGUGCGACUCAACAUGUUUGGUCUGAAGAACAUCUGUGCCCUGGCCACGAUUCAGAAGCUCCCUCGCCUGCUGGUGGCAUCCUCAGACGGGUUUCUCUACAUUUAUAAUGUGGAUCCACAGGAUGGAGGCGAGUGUGUCCUGGUCCAGAAACACAGGCUGUUUGACUCCAGCGAGGAGCAGGUGGAACAGAGUGAAGACGACACACCAGAUGAUGUCGCUCCCCAACCAGCCAGCCAAUCCUAUGCUGCUACUGUGGCUCUUCCUUCAACCCCACCUUCCUCCACAACUCUCAUGGGUUACUCUGAGGAUGGUGGAGCCCAGAAAGGCGAGGUCAUCCCAGAGCAUGAGUUCGCAGAGGGCCCCGUCUGUCUGGAUGAUGAGACUGAGUUCCCUCCAGUCGGCAACCAGACUAACUGACCAACACCCUCCCCCACAAACCCUGCAUAGCAACCAGACUCCCUUGUUUGAAGCAGGGAACGUAGACAAAAAUAUUCCUGUGUUUGGGAUAUUGUGGCACCUAUACCUUUCCACAUGUACCCCUGCCGGCCUAGGGUCAAAUCUUUCAAGAACAUUAUGUCCUGGUGUUUCUGUAUAGCUCGUCCCUCUCACUUUUUGUAAGGAAACAAAAAUAGUGGAAAGUCCACUCAUCCUUAAAAAAAACACAGACACAGAUCUUAAACUCUUUUAGACAGAUUCAAAGACUGUCUGAGUAUUCCACUGUAAACUCCCAUAUUAACAAACAGUGUUAAAUCUUUUUUUUUU
Molecule: messenger RNA, 1994 nt
Organism: Scatophagus argus
Lineage: Eukaryota; Metazoa; Chordata; Actinopteri; Scatophagidae
Product: WD repeat domain phosphoinositide-interacting protein 1-like
Exons: 12
Coding region: 318-1649 (443 amino acids)
Biological process (GO): autophagy of mitochondrion; protein lipidation; nucleophagy
Cellular component (GO): phagophore assembly site membrane; extrinsic component of membrane; cytosol
Molecular function (GO): protein binding; phosphatidylinositol-3-phosphate binding; phosphatidylinositol-3,5-bisphosphate binding
Source: RefSeq, a predicted model, not a curated record